GACCCUCCUUUGUUGUAGCUAUAUCACGUACCUGCAUUUGCUGUGUAUCCAUCCCAGCACAUACAUUCGUUCUAGACAUCGCUGUCUCCUAGACUUCUUCUAUCUGUGCUUUCGUUGUUCGUUCUCUCGCCAUGUAUGGAUGGAUCGCUCAUGCGUUCGUGUACCACUCGCCCGCAUCUCUAUCAUACAGCCUACUCCUUACACAUUUCGAUCUUUGGAUCCUUAUUUGAGCUGGCGGCAACGCUGCUCACAUUCUUAUCUACUCACCAUCGCUCUUCGUUCGAGUUGGUACUGUAUUUGCUCUGUUCGACCAUAGAUACCAUUUCAUUAUCUGACGUGUCCUGCAUUGACCGUCUUAUAAUUAUUGCCCUUCGGCGUAUAUAUUUCCAGCAUCUUUUGGACUCAUUUAAUGACGUGAAAACAAUAGCGACGGACUUGAUGUCCCGGGAAGGUGGCUUGCUGUCUUCAGGAUUCUACGAGCUGACCAAUUGACGAGUAUAGAAAUAGAGCAGACAGACACAGCCUCGGGAAGGGGUAACGGAGUCAUUGAAUGCACAGGGUGCCCAGCGCACUCUCACACUACCACGUAUGAGGAGACAGUGCAAUGGA
Molecule: messenger RNA, 609 nt
Organism: Laetiporus sulphureus 93-53
Lineage: Eukaryota; Fungi; Basidiomycota; Agaricomycetes; Polyporales; Laetiporaceae
Exons: 1
Coding region: 136-492 (118 amino acids)
Source: RefSeq, a predicted model, not a curated record